Salvia miltiorrhiza (redroot sage) is the source of this 633-nucleotide messenger RNA. RefSeq lists its product as uncharacterized. The transcript has 2 exons. NCBI's taxonomy places the organism in Eukaryota, Viridiplantae, Streptophyta, Magnoliopsida, Lamiales, Lamiaceae. Bases 1 to 633 code for a protein of 210 amino acids. The record is from RefSeq and is a predicted model, not a curated record.
AUGUUGGGGAGCCUAGACUGCAUGCAUUGGGGAUGGAAGAAUUGCCCCGUGGCUUGGCACGGCGCCUACACUCGAGGGGAUCAAGGCGAGCCAACAAUUAUAUUAGAGGCUGUUGCUUCACAAGAUUUGUGGAUCUGGCAUGCAUUCUUUGGAGUCGCUGGGUCCAACAACGACAUCAACGUGCUCCACCAGUCCACGCUAUUCAACGAUGUUUUAGCGGGGCAUGAAGUGGCUGUGCACUUCCUCGCCAACAAUUCUCACCACACUCGAGGAUACUACUUAACAGACGGCAUCUAUCCGGACUGGCCGGUGUUCGUGAAGAGCUUCCAGUUUCCGAACGAUGAGAAGAAGCGGAGGUUCAAGGUGAUGCAAGAAGCUGCAAGGAAGGAUGUGGAACGAGCUUUCAGUGUUCUUCAGGCUCGGUGGGAAUGUGGAAAUGCAAGUAAUUUUGACGGUGACGACGGCGAGGGACCAAGUUCUACUCCUCAAACACAAUUCAAUUCCGGAGCACCACCGGAGUUCGCCGCCUAUUUGGCACGGAAUGCAAGCUUGAAGGAUGCACGAUUGCAUGCUCGCAUCCGCGACGAUUUGGUUGAGCAUAUAUGGGCACGCUUUGGUCCGGUUGACCCGUAG